Molecule: messenger RNA, 1485 nt
Organism: Sphenostylis stenocarpa
Lineage: Eukaryota; Viridiplantae; Streptophyta; Magnoliopsida; Fabales; Fabaceae
Source: the annotation of a GenBank genome assembly
AUGCAAUCAGAUAAUGGCAAGUUAUUUAUUGGGGGAAUAUCAUGGGACACAAAUGAGGAGCGACUCAGGGAGUAUUUCAGUACUUACGGGGAGGUUGUGGAAGCAGUGAUAAUGAAGGAUCGGACAACAGGUAGAGCCAGAGGAUUUGGUUUUGUUGUUUUUUCGGACCCAGCUGCUGCAGAGAUAGUCAUAAAAGAGAAGCACAACAUUGACGGAAGGAUGGUUGAGGCGAAGAAAGCUGUUCCAAGGGAUGAUCAGAACAUACUGAGUAGAAACAGUGGCAGCAUACAUGGUUCUCCUGGGCCAGGUCGCACUAGAAAGAUAUUUGUUGGAGGUUUAGCAUCAACAGUGACGGAGAGUGAUUUCAAGAAGUACUUUGAUCAGUUUGGAACUAUAACAGAUGUUGUAGUUAUGUAUGAUCACAACACUCAGAGGCCAAGAGGUUUUGGAUUUAUCACUUAUGAUUCUGAAGAGGCGGUUGACAAGGUUUUACUAAAGACAUUUCAUGAACUAAAUGGUAAAAUGGUUGAGGUCAAGCGAGCAGUUCCUAAGGAAUUAUCGCCAGGACCAAGCCGCACCCCACUUGGUGGAUAUAACUAUGGUCUUAGUAGGGUCAACAGUUUCUUAAAUGGCUUCACUCAGGGGUAUACUCCAAGUACGGUCGGAGGCUAUGGACUUCGAGCGGACGGUAGAUUCAGUCCAGUUGCCAGUGGUCGAAGUGGAUUUGCUCCAUUUGGUUCAGGUUAUGGAAUGAGUAUGAAUUUUGAGCCUGGUUUGAAUGCCGGAUUUGGGGGAAAUGCAAAUUUCAAUAGCAAUCUUAGCUAUGGCCGGGGAGUAAAUCCUUAUUUUAUUGGCAGCUCCAAUAGGUUUGGCAGUCCUGUUGGAUUUGACAGUGGUAAUGGAGGAAACAAUUCUUUCUUCAGUUCUGUGACUCGAAAUUUGUGGGGUAAUGGUGGCCUUAGUUAUGGAACAAGUUCUGCAAAUUCCAAUGCGUACAUUGGAUCAGGGAGCGGAAGUGUGGGAGGGAAUACAUUUGGCAACACAGGAGUCAACUGGGGUGGUUCUUCAGCAAUUUCUGGGCAAGGAGGAGGGAACAACAUGACACAAAGUAGUGGCAACCUGGGAUAUGGAAGUGGUGACAAUAAUUAUGGUUUGGGGACUGGAGGGUAUGGAAGAAACACUGGUACCACUUUUGCACCAACAUCUUCGUACUCUGCAUCAAAUGGUGGUGUUGAUGGAGCUUUUGCAGACUUUUACACUAAUAGUUCAGUUUAUGGGGACCCCACUUGGCGCUCUUCAAAUUCUGAGAGAGAUGGAUCUGGUCCCUUUGGUUAUGGACUUGGUGGAGCAGCUUCUGAUGUUUCUACCAAGAGUUCUCCUGGUUAUGUUGGUGGUUAUACUGUUAAUAAGAGGCAGCCAAAUAGGGGUAAGAGUUACAAUCUUUUUGGCCAUUUUUCUCUUGUUCAUAUUUUGGAUUUUGAGUAA